This is a messenger RNA of Argiope bruennichi, 12503 nucleotides long. RefSeq names its product homeobox protein dve-1-like. Bases 125 to 2185 code for a protein of 686 amino acids. The transcript is spliced from 6 exons. Gene Ontology annotation, molecular function: RNA polymerase II cis-regulatory region sequence-specific DNA binding; DNA-binding transcription factor activity, RNA polymerase II-specific. The record is from RefSeq and is a predicted model, not a curated record. Lineage: Eukaryota; Metazoa; Arthropoda; Arachnida; Araneae; Araneidae. Gene Ontology annotation, biological process: chromatin remodeling; regulation of transcription by RNA polymerase II.
GGUUCUCAGUCAACAAGGCGUCAUGAUUCGAAAUACUCGUAGAGUGUUGAAGGGUUAGGGUAGGACGCAGAUUCCUCGUGGUCAAUGUAAACAUUCCAUGCGAUAACUCUUCAGGCCCGGUGCAAUGGAUUUCCAGUCAGCUAUGGAAACCUUUGCAGAAGCAUGGGUCGCAUUCAACACCCAAACCCCCUUGACUGAAGCUGCAGAAACGCAGGUUAGUGGGACAGCUUUCAGUAGCUUCCAGGGGCUGAUGUUAAGCGGCGGUGUGGUUUCCGGAGGAGGCUGUAUGCAUGACAUGAAUCCAGAGCGCCGGGAUAAACAAGACGGUUCCCUACCCUCAGAUCCAGGUCUUCGCAGUCCCGGGUCCUCUUCGACAGCGGCCUUGUCCUUGGUCGAAUUCAGGCCUUCGGGGAAGUCGGCUUCAUCGGGUCAGACUGGUCGGUCGAUUCCUGUCCACUGCAUAGUGGAGCAAGUGACACCUCAAGGACAAUCCGUAAACCUCUCUCAAGCGGCUGUGGACCAAGACAGCUUUGCCAUCAUCCCCAGUAAUGCUCUUUUCUCAGAAAUUGUCCACACGGCCCUCAGUAAGCUCGGUUAUUCCUCAUCUGCAGCCCUUACAGCCAAAGGUGCUAUCCAAUUGAAGAACUGGAAACCGCUCUCUUUCGAUCAAAUCACGGAGUCGCCAGAAGCAACUGUUGGAGAUAUCUUAGGUGAAUUAUCUUCAGCAGCAACUUUAAGAAUACGUUUGUACAGUCGUCCGAAGCUUCACAGUGCUAAUGACGUAAAGGAAAAACUAUUACAAGUCCUUUUGGCUCAAUCCCAGAACCUCUUGGUCAAUUCCGGUUGCCCGAUCGACCAGGUGGGUAGUGUUCUCCAAGCUCUGACCAAAGGUCGUCUCGAGUGUGAUAUACCCGAUGAAACAAGAAAAAAAUUCGAUCAGUGGUACCUCCAACAAUUUUUUCAGCAUUGUAGACAAGUUGCACUGUUGCAGCAACAGCAUCAGCAACAACAACAACAGCAGCAGCAACAACAGCAUCUUCAUCAUCACCAUCCUCAUCACCCGGCCAUUGUGCAACCCGGUGAACCCAUAACGGUUUCUGGAAGCCCACCACACAGCGGUCCUCAGGACCUGGUUUCUAGAGUCGCAAUCGCUGGACCCCAGUCACAAGGUCGAACUCGCAUUCGAACUUCUUUUGACCCAGAACUCGAACUACCGAAAUUGCACCGUUGGUUCGCUGAGAACCAGCACCCAUCCCGGUUGCAGAUUCAGCAGUAUGUGAGAGAACUGAACUCUUUGGAAUCUCGAAGGGGUCGCAAACCUUUAGAUGUGAACAAUGUAGUUUACUGGUUUAAGAAUGCGCGUGCAGCACAUAAAAGGGCCGAACAGAAGUGUUGCUCUGAGAGCAACGGGGUUCGAAGCCCUUGUGGCGAUGGUGGGGGCGAGAGCCGCUCUUUAGUGUCCGAACAGAGCAGUUGUCGACCCUCCACUGAAGGCGAAGGGGAGAGGUUUAGUGGUGGCGAAAGUCAUUCUGAGUCCCAGGCUAAUAGCUCUGAUGAUUCAGAUAAUGCUCAUACACUGGACCUCUCCGUUCGUCGAUGUCAUAAUUAUACUCUUAUGGGUGAUCUAGACCAUGGUGAACCUCAGGUUGAACUGAGGAUCAAAGAAGAGCCAAGAGACUCCAGUAGUGAACAUUCCAUUGAAUCUAGUGAUAGCGGGGACGAGGAGGUUGAUGUAAUGGAAGACAUGAACAUGACAACCGACGAACCUGGAAUCAGGGAAGAUUAUGGUGAGGCCAUGCAGCAGAAUGGAGGUGUAUCUGGAAAUGAUAGUUUGGUAUCUCAGGAAGGAGAUGCUGAUCGUCAGGGCUCUGGAAACUAUCCCGGUCGCGUCUUAGGACGCCUCGAGGAACGAAGGAAAAGGAAUCGAACCUUCAUUGAUCCUGUUUCUGAAGUUCCGAGACUAGAACAAUGGUUUUCAGCUAAUACCCAUCCCUCUCAUAGCCAGAUAGUACGUUUCACGCAAGAGCUCAACAGCAUGCAAUACAGACAAAAAUUCCCAAAACUCGAACCAAAAAACAUACAAUUCUGGUUCAAGAACAGAAGAGCCAAAUGUAAACGACUCAAUUUAGCUGCCAAUUUGCAAAAUAUUAGCUGUACGGACAAAAUGAUAUUGCCGGCUAAUUAGACAUAGCUGGAAUUACUCAUAACUUACAUCUGGUGCUCUCAUGAUUAUGUAACCUCAAUCAUAUUCUAGCCUCUCUAGUAAUGAUGUCUGGAACUCAGACACUCGACAUGAUUCAAAUGCAUGGGUUACCAGAAAUGUUUGCCAAAAUGACAGGAAUUAAAUAUUAUUUUAGAGGGAAAAACAGAGUAAACACAACACCUCAUGGCCAGUACAUUUUUUCCCUUGGCCAGAGCUAACGUGAUUUGAGAGCUUUCUAUUUUAAUUCACUUGCAAUCCGAAUAACCUAUUAACCUCUCAUGAUUGUAAAUAUUUCAAAGCGUGAGUAUUGUAGGUGAUAAUGUGUGCUUAGCACUCUUUGAGUUACAUUUCAAUUGUUAUGGUUAUAUUAUAUGAUUGAAUUUUACGAUUGCUGGUCUAGUUGGAUCAACUUGCUAAAAUAUAUAGUGAAUAAGUACACUCUAAAAUAAAUAGAAGUAAACGGGGGAAAAAAGCGGUGAUAUUUUCGACUUUUGCUCAUGCAUGCUUAAUAUUUUUCAACGUUUUCGUCAUUUAUAACUUUUCUUAAAAGAACACGUAAAACGACUUCAAGGUUUUUUGCUCAUUUAAACUUUAAAAAAAAUGAAAAAAAGAAAAGAAAAUAUUUGGAUGUUGUCUGAUGGUUCCUUUACAUAAUUCAGUCAUUUUUUAAAAUUUUGUAUAGCUCAUUUUAAUUGAUAAUCACUCUUAAUACUCAUUUAUUGUACAUUUAUAUGACAAAAGUGCUCUUUAGAAGCCGAUUUAUUUAUGUAUGUAAAAAUUAUAUACAUACGUUCGUGAUGUUAUUUAUUAUGUCUAAUAUAUACUUUCUGACUUAAAGUUUUUUUAUAUAUUGUUCUUGGAUGUUGUUAAAUGUAUAGUAAUGUUGAUGCAAAUGUUUUCCAAUAGUUAAAAAUUGUUAGUCGCUAUGAAUUUGAAUCACUAAUCCGGUUUUGACUUUAAAAGGCUUCUCAAAUUAGUAUAAAAUCUUUCCCAAAUGCUCUCAAAAUACUCUAGUAUUUGUUCUCUCCCAAAUACUCUAAAAAAAAACAGCUAAAUUCCUCCUGUAAACUUCUGCCGCAUUCUUUUAAAAAUUGGACGAACCAUGAAUGCUAUGCUCUGAUUCUGGGAAUUUGUUUCUGAAUAGUCUUCUAAUUUUAAACUCUAUAGUGCGGUAAAAUCUUAACAAGGAAAGGGAAAAUUUAGCAGUAAAUUUUCUGACAUAAAAAUUAUUAGAAAUAAGAUCUGAAAAUAAUUGUGCCCACAUUUUAAAGGUCAGUGCAGAUCAGAAUUUUAUUUUUUGUGUUCAAAAUGACAAAGUUUAGAAUUUAUUUAGUUUCUCUUCUCUAAUUUUUUAAGAUUUAUGUGACCAAGACUUAGGAAAUAUGAACAAAUCGUAUAUUUAGUAUUUGUUCUAGAAAUUUUUAUUGUAUAUCUUUGAAACUUAGUUAAAAGGUUUACUAAUUUAUAAUUAUUUAAAUAUUUAUGCAUUCGAAAAAUUCUGAGUAUUUUUAGUUCAUUGAACAAUUAAAAUUAAGUAUGAAAUCUAAUACAGUGAAAUGCUAAAUUGGAAUUGCAAUUUGAUGUUCCAAUGAAAUUUUUUUUAAAAUUUUAACCGAAAAUAAGAUUUAUCACAGUCAGUUUUAAUACUCCAUUGGCGACUUUAAUAUUGGUUUGUCUUCAUUUGUGUAGCUUAAUUUUAAAAUCGCUUAUGAAAUUAUUAAUAAUUGAUAGUAGUUUUGCUAAAGGCCCUUUAUUGUUUUUAGAAUUUUUCAUGUUCAUAUCAGUCAUUUUUAAAAGCAAUCUUCACAGUUUAUAUUAACCCUUUCUAUGGCCGUGGGAAGUAUGCUUCCCACCAAAUUUAUCAAACUUUGCAUGAAAUUAUGUAGGUUGGCAUAAGUUCUGACAAAUUUUUUUAGUAAGUCAGAAACUUAGAUGCUUCUGUUCUUUAUCUCAGACAAAAUGAUUUGUCUUGAUUUGGUACUUAAUUAUUAACUAACUAAAUUAAUUAAUCAAAUGAAAUUUAUCUAAUAAGCUAAAUGAAUCCCUUUUCUUAUUCUAAUUUCCAGCCUAAAAAUAUUUUAACAUAAUAUGACUAAAAAAAUGGUCCUUUAAAGGGUUAAAUCUAAAGGAUGUUUUAAAGUCAUUAAAUUACCAAAGACGAUUGUACUACUCAGUUAUAUGUACAACAAGGCAAUUGUCUGGAGGGGGAGGGAAUGUUUAUUCAUUCUUUAACUGUGAAUCUAUCCGUGAAGAUCGGUGAAAAUUAUAAACAUUCAUCUUCUCUCUAAAUUAUUUCUAAGAUUGCAUCAUUUCUUUCUAUGUGUAUAUUUUUUAAUACUUGAACAGAAUUAAACUGUGGUAGAUAACCAUCAUUAAGACAAAAAGAACUUUUUUUUUGUCCCAAAAUCAUUUUUUCAAAAUCUAUCGGAGGUUAGAAAUAAUAUAAUGAAUUAUGAAAUCAAAUACUCUCAUAUUCCAUUUUUUUAAUAUAUAAAUAUUGAAUAAGCUGACUUUGAAGAGCGUCAUCAUAUUUACAUAAAUAAUACAAGCAAAAAUAGCAAUGUAAAAAGAAAGAGAAAAAAAGGCAAAAUUUUUAGAUCACUUAACGCGAUAAACGCUUUAUUCAUUUCCAAUAGUCACUUAUUCAUGCAUUUGGAUACUAUUAACGCAUUACAGGAGUUAAACGUCAAAUAAUUCACCAAGGAUCACACGAUAGAUUCAGUAAAAAUGCUAAAUUAAAAACGCCAAAAGUUAUUCCGUAAUUAUUGUACGUCAGUACCAUGCGAGACGUUCUCUGACAUGACAAGUUUAUUAGCCAGUAUGCGAGAAAGAUUGGAGGAGACUACUCCCGCUGGUUUACAUGUUGUAUUGUUUACUGCACUUGAAAAUUAUCUCGUAAAUUUCUUUAUAAAUCAUUAUUUGCCGAAUAUUGAAAGGAUCAAAGUACAUCGAUUGUAUUAUCACAUCAAGCUGAUUAUGAAAAAGUGUUUUUAUACGUUUUAAUGAAAACUCAUCUUCUGAGGAUUGUUUGUUCAUCAGGAUUUUCAAAAUGACUGUUGUGUUGCAGGUUAUAUAAACAAUGAAAAUGUAAGCUCAAUUUUAAGACUGCAUAGAUUGUAGAGAAUAGGCAUCUUUCAUUUCUACUCUUAUCACUGUUGCAAUCAACGAUAUUUGAGCUGCAAUUCGUCCUGAAAGAGUUUUCUAAUAUCACCCAAUAUCUGCGAUAUAACAUUAGUCGUUUAUAUUAUCCCUUGCUUUUUUCAAUUAACUCAUUUUUUUCAGUGGACCUCUACCCCUUUAACUGUUUUACUUUUUUUUUUUUUUCGUUAUCUCGUUAGAUGACACCAUCUAAUCUUAAUGAAUCAGUUAAAAACCCAUAGAAUACUUGAGAUGGAUUGUGGAUUAUGUAUGAUUUUUGUAUCAAACUAUAGUGUGUUUGAAUUAUUUAAUGCCAGCGUGCAAGAUCUGAGAUAUGAUAAUUCGAUGCCCAUUUCACUCACGACGAUUGAGGAGUUAAAUGAUUGCUCGCCAAAAGAAUUUUUUGCAUAUAUAUUCAAAAACGAAUAAAAGCCAACGCGCGCUAGUCAUACAUACAUUAGAAUUAUGUACAGCUAAGGGCCAAGAACAGAAAAGAUGCUUAAAUGUUUCUUUUUUGCUUAAUUUUUGUCUUUCAAUAUGAUCCAAUUCUAAUAAAAAAUAUUUAAUGAAUUCUAUUCGUAUUAAAGAUGUUUGAGGUGUCUAUUCUCCCUAGACGUUAAAGUUGAAGCAUUUACUGAUUGCUUUUCCCUUCCAGAACAAAUAGCAAGCAAAAUGUUAACAAAACGAAAGUUAAUAAUUAAUGGCGUUAUUUAAUCUUAUGUUUUCAAAAGUUUUGUAAUGUCUGCCACUUUGUAUUUUUAUUUCAUGUUAAAUGUGUUUUUUUUUUUUCAGUUGUAAUCCCAGAUACGAAGGCUAUUUCGUGUUUUAUUAACUAUUGUAAAUGAAUGGUGGAUUGUUUAAUUUUUAUAUGUUACAAGCGGAACUCUCCUUCUAAUUUAAGAAUUCCCAAACAGAAAAUUAAAUCAAAAGAGGAAUGUGCAAUAUUGGUAACAUUUAAUCAAAAAUUCAGUAGAAGAGAGUUGCGUAUAAUAAAUAAUAUGUUUGUUCAUCAUAUAGCACUGUUAUCUUUAAAAAGGGUAUCGACAUUCCUUUAAUUUACUAAUGAUCGUUUUUGAUAAAUUGAAAACUUUGAUCCUUAUACAUAAAUUUAAUAAAUCCACAGAAAAAUUUUAAGUGCUCCCCUAGCCUCCUGUUGUAUAUAUUUAUAUAUUACCGUUAAAGUUUGAAAGCUGUUAAUUUGCAGAUUGCUUAGCUAAUCUGCAGAUUAACUGAUUUGCUCCGUUAAAGUGAGGAAUCAAGAAUUUUCCGUAUCGUUAAAGUGCUAAAGUUUCUCCCUUUCCCUAUUCCUUCCCCCUUCACCCCCCCCCACUUUUAGUUCGCAGAGAAAAUAUUAGCAGUUUCUAAUGCAAAGCUCCAAAUAUCGAUGAAGGUGUCACUGUGGUAAUUAACUCUGCUGUUCGGUUCUGAUCUAUAAGACCCAAAAUAAAAUUAAUACGCUCUUAAAAAAAUAUAGUAUACAGGGUUAUUUCCAUGAAACUUUUUGACAUUUUAGGUAAAUAAUAUAAAUAUGUACUCCAAAAUAGAUUUAUGUUUAUUUCUAUUUCGAAGGAAGAUUUUUCAAUUUAGACCUAAUGUAUCGUUCGUGUCAAUACAUCUCAAUGCCCAAAAAUCGUUUAUUUUAACUCAUACAUGUUCACUUCUUUUAUUUGGAAUAAUUCAAAAGAAAAGAAUAACAAUAGUUUCUCUAAUUUAUCCGUUUUCGAAACCUGUUUCAUUGACGUAUGUGUUUGGUCACAUGACAAGAGAGCGCAUGCAAGGUAGAAAAAAAAAAUUGAUGAUUGGCAGCGGGCCAAACUAUUUGCUCUUAUUACAAUAUUUCUUUAUUACUGCUGUAUUUUACUUUCUGAUAUACUGUAACUGAGUUGUGAAUGUGGGAGAAAAAAUGGCGAAUCGCAUAAAUUUGUGUCACGCUGAUAUAGCUAAACUACUAGAAGCUUCUAACAGCUUAGAAGAAGUAUUAGAGUAUGAAAACAAGGGCCAAAGCCAAAAUAAAAUCAGGGAAUGCGAGUAGUAUGUAAUCUUACUUAUGGGUAUUCGGGGCAAAAUUUUACAUGUGAUAAUUUUUUCACAUCUUACAACUUAGGACAACUUCUUCUAAAACGGAAAAUGACUGUGCUUGGCACCAUUAGAAAAAAUAAAUCGGAGCUUCCAGAAAAAAUGCAAAAAAAAAAAAAAAAAAAAAAAAAAAAAACCUCAUAAUUUUAUUUUGCAGAAGACACAACAGUUGUAAACUGCAUCCCAAGAAAGAACAAGAAUGUUAUUCUUAUGAGCACUUUGCAUCAUGACAAAGAAGUUAGCAGCAGAUCUGACAGAAUAGAAGAAGUAUUAGAGUAUGGAAAUCAUACAGGUGAUGAAAUUGAGAGUGAAAGUUCUGACAACGAUUUUGAUACCGAUAUUCAACAAAUGAAUUAUAAAGAGUAUUCAGUCCAAGAAUCGGGAAAUAAAGUGGAAGCUGGAACCGCUCCCACAUUCUUCUCAAUCAACAACUGCUAAUAUUAUAAAAACUACAUCAGGAGUCACAAGAUAUGCAGCGGCAAGGAGAACAGACGUAGAAAGUGUAUUUGAUGUAGUAUUCAAUUCUACACUUGAAAAUGAAAUCAUAAAAAUGAUUGAUAUUGAAAGAAAAAAAGUUGAAAUAUUUUGAAGAUCAAACUUUUCGAGCAUUUAUUGGAUUGUUAUUGUUAGCUGGUGUUUAUAAAUCAUAUGGAGAAUCAACAAAAAUUUAUGGGAUAAAGAAACGGGCAGAAAUAUGGUUCGUGCGACAAUGCCCUCGAAGCAUUUUGCACCAUAUCGAGAGUUAUUCGUUUUGAUAAAUCCACUCGUCAAGAAGAAAUUUGGAUAAAUUAGCUGCAGUGAGAGAUAUCUGGGGAAAGUGGAUAGAAAUUCUACCAAAAUUAUAUAAUCCGAAUGAAAAUAUUACUGUAGAUGAACAAUUAGUAGGAUUUCGUGGCCGAUGCCCUUUCAAAUAGUAUGUACCAAGUAAGCCAUCAAAAUAUGGACUUUAUGUGACAAUAAAACUUCUUAUGUACUGAAAACGCAAAUUUGCACUGGAAAACAACAAGGGUCAAAGCCAGAGAAAAGUUAGGGAAUGCGAGUAGUAUGUAAUCUUACUUAUGUGUAUUCGGGGCAAAAUGUUACAUGUGAUAAUUUUUUCACAUCUUACAACUUAGGACAACUUCUUCUGAAACGGAAGAUGACUAUGCUUGGCACCAUUAGGAAAAAAUAAAUCGGAGCUUCCUGAAAAAAUGCCCCCCCCCUCAAAAAAAAACUUAUUAUAUUAUUUUGCAGAAGACACAGUUGUAAACUCCUUCGCAAGAAAGACCAAGAAUGUUAUUGUUAUGAGCGCUUUGCAUCAUGACAAAGAAGUUAGCAGCAGAUCUGAUAAAAAAAACCAAAAAAUAUUCGGGGCAAAAUGUUACAUGUGAUAAUUUUUUCACAUCUUACAACUUAGGACAACUUCUUCUGAAACGGAAGAUGACUAUGCUUGGCACCAUUAGGAAAAAAUAAAUCGGAGCUUCCUGAAAAAAUGCCCCCCCCCUCAAAAAAAAACUUAUUAUAUUAUUUUGCAGAAGACACAGUUGUAAACUCCUUCGCAAGAAAGACCAAGAAUGUUAUUGUUAUGAGCGCUUUGCAUCAUGACAAAGAAGUUAGCAGCAGAUCUGAUAAAAAAAACCAAAAAAAAAAAAAACCAUUACGAUCUUAGAUUAUAAUUCAACUAAAGGGACUGUGGAUACUCUUGAUCAACUUUUAAAUACAUAUACUUGUAAAAGAAAAACAAACCCAUGGUAGUAUUCUUUAACAUACUUGAUACUUCUUCGUACAAUGAAUUUAUUCUGUGGACUUCAAUGCAUAGUGAAUGAAACGAAAACAAAUUGACUAAACGAAUGCUAUUUUUGUAAGAACUAGGAAAAUCACUCGCUUAUGUUAUUAUUGUUUAAACCAUUUCUUAACCUCUCAUUUAUUGCAAGAAAGAUUAGUUUACUGAACCGGGUUAUAUUGAUCCGAACGCUACAAACGUGAAAUAAAUACGAACAGAACAGCAGGGUUAAAGUACCCGACGCAGACAGAGCAAAAACUGAUGCCCACUCGAUUUUAGCUGCGGCUCUUCGUAAAACAGAGGAUGGGGUUUAUAAACUUGGUUCUAAAACGUGUAUUUUAGAACAGUUGAAUGCGAUAUUUGAAUUCAGUGUUCGCCAAGAGAGAUAUUUAACAAAAGAAGAUGUCCUUGUUGUAGAAAUGCCAUUACAUCAAACAGCAAUAAAGCAAUCCUUUGGUACCGCGCGGGGUUUCAAAAAUGCGACUGCAAAUCUUAAUGUACCAAGAAUAGAUGCGAUUGUCGCAAAAACCAGUUGCUAUUCAAUUCAAAGUGUCACCAGUCUUUAGAUUGCACUAAUACGUAAGCAUAAUUUUAUCAUAUGUUUCGCAAAUUCAUUUCUUUAAUUGUAAUAAUAUAUUAAACCUUUUGAUUCUUUAUAUUAUAGUUUUUCAAUUCAUUGAGUGAUGAUCGAUUCUAUCAACUAAUUUGUGUUUAGCUUUAUCAAAAUCGAAAAGAUAUUGGAAAAGAAAUAAACAAUAUUUAAUUUGAGCCUACAGAAACGUUGCUGUUGUUCUAGCAAAGAUCUUAUUUUCAAUUUAACGAGUGUCUGGUAGGUAAUGUGCAGAUUUUCUAGGUAUAUCGAGAAAUGAAACAAUUUUCCGCACUUGAACGGAUCACCCUAGUUAAUGUGCAUAUUGGGUAGCUAAUCUGAAGAUUAACUGAUUUCUGUACUUUAGCGGUAACAUAUACAUUUCUUAAAAUGCAAUGUUUUUGCAUUCUUAAUUAUGCAAACGAAAUGAAAAGAUGAUCAGUUAGAGGACUGCAACUUCUGAGAUUUUCCCCCCAUCCUGACCAAUAAUGGUAAGUCUAGUCGUGUUUGGACCAGAUGUGUCAAAAUUUCUGUAUUAGAAUUUUCAAAUGUAUUUUAGUAUGAAUUAAAUACUUUAACUUGAUUUAACCUUCUAAUGUUGUGGUGCAAUGUACUUCUAUAUCAUUAUGUAUUUAAAAAGCAUUUCACUUUAUAAGAGAACCAUCAUACAUCAUCAUAUCCAUUUGAUUUCAUUUAUUUGUAAAAGCCAAGGUUUAAUGUAAUUAGCUCACGUGAAAACCAUAACGAAUUAAUGAAACAAAUGAAUGAAAAACUCAACUUUGCGCUUGUUCUGCUUUAUGUUUACAGUACAUUCCUAAUUCGGUAGUCCUGUCCUGUUAAAAGAGAAUAUGUAUUUAUAAAAGUUGUAGGUUUUAACAUCUGGAUGAUUUUUCUGUGUUAUAUAUCAUUUUUAAACUCCAAAUUUCACAUGACCGUAGACAAUUUUCAAGAUACCUCAAAUUGUGACAAAAGAAUGGCUUUGCAAGAGAACAGAACUCUGUAUAAUGAGAGUGGAAAAUAGCUUUGUCUUUCUUUGUAUAAUGUGUGCUAGAUAAAAAGAACUAUAACAUUCAUUUACAUAGCUUUACUUUGUCUUUUGAAAUGUUUAAUUGGAAUUUCUAUAAUAUCCGGAAAUGAUCUUAAGCUUUAGUACAUAUGUUAUGUUUAUUUCAAAAUUGUUUCUUUAUGAUCGAUACUCAUUUGUUUUUGUUGAUAUAUGUUGUAGAGAUUUUCUAUUUGCUGAUGAUCAUCCGUCUGUUGUGAAGUAGAUAAAGUAUUUUUACUUCUGUUUUUGCUAUUUAUGUUUUUCUUCUGAAACUCUUCACUACUGAUAAUACUUAUCUAGAUUUUUGCAGCAUAAUUCAUAGAUACGAAUUUAUUUAUUCGAUUUUGGAAAAGUUACAAUUAUAAAUUACUAUAUGAUCAACCGAAAGGGUACUGUUUGAUAUACUGCCAAAUACAUUGAUUUAACAUUUCUUUAAUGUCAAAAUUCAUUGUUUUCGGUUGAUCAUGUUACAUUACAUAAGUGUCACAUUCAAUUGAUAAAUUAACAACAGUGUGUAUUUAUUAGACUUGGACAAAGAGGUUGCCAAUGAUACUUUUAUUUUGAAUCCUACUUAUACCGUUAUCUUAAAUGAGGAGCUACUAUGAUUUCUAAGUAGUAUAAAACUUUAAUUUUAAAAAAUUUACAUUUUGUUUUAAUGUGUCGAAUUGCGAAUUGUAACUUUUUCCCUAAAUUUAGUUAAUGCGAAGUACUGAAAAUUCAAUUUCUUUCAAAUUUUAGAAUACUUGUAGAACUGUUACUAAAUAUAUAUAUAAUAUUACUUUAAAGAAGGGGUAGGGGGAAUAAUAUUUUUAACAUAAAAGUAAGCUAAGUUGAUUAAUAUUUGUCUGCAGUUAAAUUAUAAAACAAUCUUUUCUGGAGAUAUUUUAAAUUGGUUUUUGAAGACAUUUUGAUGUUAUUUUCUCAAUUUUUUUAAAUUGAAAAUUGCACAAGAUUAACUAUUUUGAACUUUUAUUUGCUUAGAAUGUUCUGUCCAACGCGUAAUAGCGCUACCUUUAUUAUUCUCUCUUUAAAUUGCAUUAGUUUAUUAAAUAUACUCCUCAGCCUUACCUAUCAUUUUGACUGUAAAAAUUCAUCUAUGAGAAAAAUCACAUUUUUUGCCAAUUUUUUUUACCAACAAAAAUUCUCUUAUUAUAUUGCAAUUUGUAAAGUCUGAUAUAGUCAUAGUUAGAAACGACUGAAAACAUGAAUUCCCUUAUUAGAUAACUCUCAGCAGUUUGCAUAUCUUGGAAGUAAAGAAAUCGAUAGGGCUGUGCAUUUUCUCUAAAUAAUACCUGCUGUUAUUUCGAAAAUAUGAAAUCCAAAAUGCUCUUUACUACUGUAAAAUUUUGCUAAAUUCCCUUUAAUAGAAAGCAUUACGAAGUUACAAGAAAAAUGUUCUGUUUUGCAUGCAAUUUUGACUAUUUUGUUAACUUUUUUUUUUUUUUUUUUUGCAUUACUGAUUGGUAAUAUUUUUUAAUGUGGUUUCCUUUAAUUAAGUAAGCGGCUAAAUAUUUUAUGAAUUCUUAAAUUUAACUUCUUAAAAGAAUGAGAGCGACAAAAUCAGUUCUAAAAAUUGUUGAAAGCUGUUCCAAUUACCGAAGUGUUAACAAGCAUUUAUGAAAUAAUUCCGAAAGAUGAAAGUAUUUAGUUUCUGUUCGUUUCAGGUUCAAUAAAAAUACUUUUCAAAUUU